Messenger RNA from Hylaeus volcanicus, 2815 nucleotides. Its product is annotated as serine protease snake-like. The transcript has 6 exons. Gene Ontology annotation, biological process: proteolysis. Lineage: Eukaryota; Metazoa; Arthropoda; Insecta; Hymenoptera; Colletidae. Gene Ontology annotation, molecular function: serine-type endopeptidase activity. The coding region runs from base 1295 to 2548 and encodes 417 amino acids. The record is from RefSeq and is a predicted model, not a curated record.
CGGUCGCAAUCGCGGUGGAGAUUCAGGACAGCUCGAUUGCAAAAUACUUGAUAAUUGUUCCUGGGAUGCGUCGCUAAUUUUCUUUACUCUCUGAUAUCCAAACGAUGGGUCAAAAAAUUAUCCAAAAAUUAAAUACGAAGAGCUGCUCUUUAGCUUUAUCACAGAGCUUUGCAAUUAGAAAGUACUUUAUGAUUGUUGAGUAGAUUUGUGAAUUAUUCAAAAUUACAUGCAAGAAAGUAUUCAGCGCCAUUUUGUUCGGUAUUAUUAUUGGAUUGGUUGCUUUCAGAUUUUUAUGUUUUCGAUUGUAUAUGAGGACGGUAGGAAAAUUCUUCUCCUGCACAAUACGUAUGUAUUAUUAUUAUUAUCAUACUUUUUGUACUGAAUAUAUGACAACGAAGAACAAAGUAAAUGUUUGGAUAAUUUCACGUUCGUGUUGCUAAAAGAUAUUCGACAAGAAUUCACGAGAAGCAUCAGGCAUCUCGCGUAAAAUGCAAAUCUCUGGCGGCCGUUCUUCAAAUCCGGUUUGCGGUAUAAGGAAACAACUGAAGAAUAAUCCGCGAUGCGUUCGCAAUCAUGCUUCCGAUUUUCAGAGGUCCCGAUAAAACAAUUCCAAUUUCAAUAUUCAUCGAGCUCCGAAAGCUGCGAUGGAGUUAUGACUGAUCGCGUUGUUUCUGCAAAUCCAUACUUUCACAGAUACAGAAAUAAAACUGAAACUCGAUUGAAAAUAUAUCUCGUCUUCUAAACGGUAUAAGCGCGUGCAUCGAUGUUGAUAUUUUGUAUAUUCCUGCGUUUAGGGACAUAAAUGUAUAAACAUGCCCGGUUUAGUUACAACGACUAAGGUGUUUCCCGAAUAAACUCCGUUUAAACCUUUGUUCAAAAGAAGAAUAAAGAUUCCUGAACGAGUUUCGACGCGUGCUUUGCACCCAAAAAGGAUUCUAUCGCCACAAAACGUCUACGAGGGCUUCGCAGUCGCCAGGAUGAAUAUCCUUAGACGAUCGUUUUUCAAAGCCGGUUUUCGCGACACGAGGAAACAACUAAAUACUAAUGAAGCGCGGGCACGUUUGUGUCUGUGCGUUGUGUGCAUCGUCGUCGUCCUCUUACAUAUAUAUUUCACCAGGAAGAUCGAAGCUGACGAGCGUGAAUCUUUCUACGAGUCUUUCCCUUCGGUCUGAUUCACCGCGUCACUUCGGCUUGCUCGGCAUCAUCAGUUUAGUCUUGAGCUGCACGCCACGCGGAUUGCUUUAUCGGCACCCGGUGGAUUUCGUAGCUCGGUUCGGUUGCCCUUAUCGCGGAGAUGUGCGUCAACGUUCUGCUGAUCAUACUCUCCCAAUUGUGCAUAAGUACCUUGGAGUUCUCCGUGGAAGUGAAGGACGACCUGGCUGAAGGAAACCUGUGCCCGCUGGAAAAUGGCGAGCAAGGGGUAUGUAGGAAGCUACCCGAUUGUCCGUCCAGAAUGAAGGAGGUGCACGAAGGUAGAAGAAAUUCUGAAUCUUCGGGAAGAUGCGGAUUCCAAGACUUCGUAGAGAUCGUUUGCUGUCCCAUCGACUUCGACGAUAAAAUUGGCCGUCGAGCAGCGGAAACUGCUUGCCAGCAGUACGACAACGAAAUUACAGUGAACGAGGUGAAACCGGAUGACCUGACUUUUCAUAUAUUCGGUGGAACCCAGGCACAGUCGGGCGAGUUUCCCUACAUGGUUGCAUUAGGAUACGAAAACGACAACACAGACGAGGAUGCACCACCCAUCAGAUAUGGUUGCGGAGGUAGCCUGAUAUCAACCCAACACGUGUUGACCGCGGCCCACUGUGUGAAUAACAUAAAUGAAAGAGUUCCCAUCGAGGUACGAUUGGGCAACGAAAACAUAAACAGCACCGCGACGAGUGUGCAACGUAUACCGAUCAGCGACAUAAUUUCUCAUCCGCUGUACAAACGUAGCACGAACUAUAACGAUGUGGCCAUCCUUAAAUUGAAAACGAACGUCCAGCUAUCGACCACGGUUAAACCUAUCUGCCUUCAAACUAGGUCCCUGAGCACGAUGAAUAUUACAUCAAGAACGCCUUUAGUCGUUAUCGGAUGGGGCGACACGAGCUUCGACUCCGAGGGCUCCAGCACGCUGAUGAGGACGCCUAGUCUCAGUCUGGUGGACAGAGAAGAGUGCGCCAAAUUCUACACUGGGUUUAACAAGCUGCCCCAGGGUAUCGACAACACCAUGAUCUGCGCGAUAGACAAAAAUAGUAGCAGGAGAGCGGACGCUUGCCAAGGUGACAGCGGAGGUCCUUUAUUAAUGCUGACAGAGACGGGCGACAGUGUAAUUGGAAUCACGGCAUUUGGGCAAAGUUGCGGCAGUUCUACCCCCGGUGUUUACAUGGCGGUGCACUCUUUCCUGGAUUGGAUCGAGGAGCACGUGUGGCCGAGCAACGACAGGGAGAGAGAGAAGGAGCCAGAAACGAUUAGCGUGCAUUUCACUAUAGAACUAAGAGAUGAGAAAGAAGAAAGAGUAAACAUGACGCGAUAUACCCAAGGCAGGCUUCACGUGGAAGUAAAUACAUAAACAAUUGCGUCAAAUGGGCGUGUUCUUCUCUGAUAAGACAGGGAAAAAAUUCUAGAAGAUAAUAAACUAAAGUUAUGUGUGCGCUUUCCAUACAAACUUAUAAAGUAGAGACUGAUAUAAUUAAUAACAUGGUUUCUAGUUUAAAAAACAAGGAUAGUGAAUGUUCGAAGAGACUUCGUUUACGUUUAACAGGAAUUUGUGCAAUAAUAAUGUUAUCUAAUAAACUGUUAUCGUGUCUCGUUCGAUGCACGUUAAUUUAAACUGAAA